AUGAGUAGACAAGGAGCUCACGAAUGGGGCGACAGGCCUCCGCCUACUGGACCGAAGGCCCGACCCCCAAACAAGAAGCGGCGUGCCGAAGCCCACGCUACUACUGACAGCUCGGAACCCUGGGUGAGGCCCGAAUCUCAGUCGUACAGGCCAGCGCGCUCUCCGUCGCCGAAGCGGCACAAGCCCGAGCCUCCCUCCGGCAAUGGGAUCGCCAUCAAGGGCUCGGCUGGCAAUCGCCACUAUUCGUCCGCUAGGGAGGAGGAGGAUAAUAGAGGCCCUCCAGCACAGCUGGGAGAUUACCAAGUGCGUCGUCAGUCUUCGGCUGGAGUGGAGGAGAGGGCCACUGGUGGUGGAAGGGGCGUGGCCGAUGUCGAUUUCCGGGGUGAUAUGCCGUUCCCGGACUACUUUCCAGAGGCCACGCCUUGGGUCAUGGAUCGUGUCAGGCACGAGUUCCGCAAGCUUUGGGAGUUCCUCGAGCUGCCCAACCUGCGACCUGUGACGGCGACGUGGCAUCCUCUUGUGACGGCCACCUUGAGCGAGCUAGGGCGUGUGGAGAGCUUUUGCGACUUUAUCAAUGCCAGGAGGCGGGAGCUCCACGGCCAGACGAUGGACUUUAAGAGGCAGCUGAACAAGUUUGAGAGGGACUACAAGGCGCAAUCGGAGGAGAUGGAAGGGUUCAAGAAGGAGACGGACAAGUUCAGGAGACAGGUCACCAAGCUGGAGAAUGAGGCGGAGGUCUACAGGAAGCAGAUUGCCAAGUUGGAAAGUGACAACAGCCAGCAGGCGGCCGAGGUGGAUGGUCAGAACAAGAAGAUCAGUAAGCUGGACCAGCGCCUCAGCAGACAGAUCACGGAAACGGAGAUCUGCAAGAAGAAAGCGGACAAGCUUGAGGAGGACUGCGCCAAGCAAGCCGCAGACAUCGAGGCCUCCUACAAGAAGGAAAUCGUCAAAUUGGAGGAGGAUAAGAGUAGACUGGCUGCCGAGGUUGAGGGCUACAAGAAGCAGAUCGGCGAGGGAGAAACGGACAAGAAGAGUCCUGGUGUGGGAUCCGAAGGUGGUCAAGCUCAGGUCUGCAAGCCGGAACUAGGAAGGAUUCCGGUCGUGACACAGGAAGACUACCCGCCGACGGCGCCAAGGGGCCCCAAACACUGGGCCAAGAAGAAUGAUGACCGAACGUCAAGAAGCCCUGCCAAGGACAGAACCGGGGAGAUCGAGGACUACAAAACGCAGAUUGGGAAGCUGGAAGAGACCUGCAAGCAACAGGUCGCUCAAAUCAAAGGCUGUAGAAUGGAACUUGAGAGGUGGCGACAGGACUCUCACAACUGGAGUGCAGAGAAGGAACGAUACAAGGUGGACAUGGGACAUCUUCGGCAAGACCUUGGGAGGCUUGAAAAGGAACUCGACAGUGUUGUCGCUCACAAGAACAGGCGGGGUGAUACUAUUCGCCAUCUCGAGGCUAAGCUUGCCCGAAUGGCUGCUAAAAAGGACCCUCGUGCGGAACUCUUCCGGGUGCGGGAAGAGAACGAGAAGCUUUCGAAUGAUUACGAUGCCUUGAAGGCCAGUUACGACAACCAACUUGUCAUGUUUCAGAACCUGGAGCGUGUUGCGGCAGAGCAAAAGAAGAAGUUCACCACCAUUCGAGUUGAACACCAGCGCAGCAUCGACAAGAUCAAAGCCGAGAAACAAGAUCUGGAACGCCAGAUAGUGGAGAUUCAGAAGGCUCACAACGGCAACAACCAGCGGUCUCCGGCUGAUCGUGAACUCGCAGCUCCUGAUAUCGACCAGUUAAUGGGUGGAAUGGAGCCCAAGAUGCCACCUGCAGAUGAAGCGAAGCGAUCAACGGAGCAGUUGCCAAAAUCUGCCCAACAGCAUAUCGAUCAAUUGCUCGGUAAAAUCAUGUCGACCGGCUCAGCUGUUGAUUCCUCGACGACACCAGUCGUUCGACAAGUCUCUGUACCCAGUUCAGGAGGAGACACUAUCUCCAUGCCAAAGCCGGCAGGUAUCAGCCAGCCUCAAGAAGGCCAGGCUCAGGGUGUUAUUCGGCUUAGUGCAGAUCACGAGAGCCAAGAGCUCCUUCGCUACCAAGCCAUGGUUCGCGAGAAAGACGAGAGAAUCAAGCAGCUGACAGCUGAGUACAUCGAAUUGCAGAAGCUAUUUGGGGAGAAGAUUGCCCAGAUCGAGAAAGACCUCCAAACGAACAAAGCGAGGCUUCAACAACAGGCCCAAGGACUUGAUGACAAGCCGGGUAGUGACACCGUCAAUGCGAUCCUUAAGAGUCGGGUCGACAAACUGCUUGUCAAGGACAAGGAUAAGGAGACUGCUCUCAAGCAGCUCCGGGACGCCAAUUUCAAGUUGGAGCACCUGGUGGAAGAAAAGGAUGACAGGUAUAAACAGCUUUAUGCCGUCAACGUUACCCUGCAAAGCAUGGUCCAAGAAAAAACAAGCAUCGUCGAGAGGUUGGAAGAGGAGAGAAAUCAGCUUCAGGGAGACGUCCAGGCAAGAGACGUCCAGAUACGAGCAUUGGAAGGAAAGAUCUCCGAGACAGAAGCCCAGCUCUGCGAAGAGGCGGACAAGUCGACGAAACUUCGCCAGAUUAUUGCUCACAAAGAGGCCGAGAUCAGCACUUUGAGAGCGACCAGCUCAUUGCCGGACACGCCAGUGUCGGCAGUUUCCACCGCAAGCUUCCAGAUUCAAAUGCCUCAGGCUGCGAGCUCUGAUGAUGGCAUUCGUGGGGACAACGGCACUGGCCUGGGCCUUUCAGCACAACAGGAGCCCCCAGUUUUCAUUAAGAGAGAACGCCCGGAUCCCGGAUGUGAACUCAUGGCGACGACGGAACAGGACCAGGAUCUGCGCAAGGGGAUAGUUUCGCUUGUCUCGGAGCUGUUCAGCAUUACUCCGAGCCAGAAGUGGACUACUGAUACUAUUGUCAAGUUUGUUCGCUGUCUGGGCUGUGACCAGGACGGCAAUACUGCCCUGAACAACGCCAGGGCCGAGAUGAUUUCGAUCAGCGAUGCUUGGACGCUCAAAGAUGUCUGGAGGCGGGAUUGUGCAGAACAGACUGAGCAGCAGUCAUACCUGACGGAGACCCUGACAGGAAGAUUCACCCACCUGUGUCUGUUGUUGUCUUCAGUCCGGGAAGGCCAUGAUGACAUGAGCACAUGCCAAGUGAUUGGUGAGCUUGCCCGCGGUUUAGUAUCAGCUGAUCACUCUCGGUUCCCCCUCGCAGGGAUGGCAUUCCUUGAGUGUGUCGCGAGCAACCAGGCCAAACCACAGCGUGUGAGGGCUACUGAAGGGCUGAUGGCAAUUCUGAUCUGCGAACUCUGCCGUCACCUCCAACAGAUGCUCCCAGCACCCAAAAAUUACUGGGGAAUCAAGGAGAUCCUCGGGACGACCGAGGAUGAAGCGGCAGAGACAUCGACCAUCUGGAAACUGGCCACGAUUCUGGCGGAGGACGACACUCGGUCGGACCCUCUCGAGACGCGCAAACGACUGGCUCAGACGUGCGGCGACAAGUUCUCAUUCUUCUACCAAGCGGAUGAAGACAACAAGGAACGCGAAAUUGGGCUGCUCUCGUGCGGCACCGGCAUGGAGGACGACGCUAACAGCCAGAUCUUCUUGAUGCUGGACUUUGGAAAACGGUGGAUUCGGAUGGUGGAUUGUAGCCUGGCCUACUUCACUUCCAACCGAGCCGCGCCGCGGAUGUUGGACCUCGUGAUUGCCAGGGAGGACGGUGAGAAAAAGGAGGAAGUGGAGCUCUUCAAGAUUGAGGCAGCUCCCAAGGAUGUCGCUGCCUUUUGGUUGAGGAACAUCUGCUAUGGAGGGUGA
Molecule: messenger RNA, 3825 nt
Organism: Podospora anserina S mat+
Lineage: Eukaryota; Fungi; Ascomycota; Sordariomycetes; Sordariales; Podosporaceae
Exons: 1
Coding region: 1-3825 (1274 amino acids)
Source: RefSeq, a predicted model, not a curated record